Molecule: messenger RNA, 2156 nt
Organism: Lontra canadensis (Northern American river otter)
Lineage: Eukaryota; Metazoa; Chordata; Mammalia; Carnivora; Mustelidae
Gene: PCNA
Product: proliferating cell nuclear antigen
Exons: 6
Coding region: 174-959 (261 amino acids)
Biological process (GO): leading strand elongation; mismatch repair; regulation of DNA replication
Cellular component (GO): PCNA complex
Molecular function (GO): DNA binding; DNA polymerase processivity factor activity
Source: RefSeq, a predicted model, not a curated record
CGCAGACGCGGCGCUAUUAAACCGUCGCAGGCGCCUCGAGCUGGUUGUGAUCGUCCUGGCUCUCAGACGUGAGUUCGUGCGUUCGCCGGCUCGCUCUUACCCUGUGACGCCCAAGCCGGGAACAACUUCCUCUUUAUCUCCGCCUGUAGCUGCGUCGUUGUGACUCUGCCACCAUGUUCGAGGCGCGCCUGGUCCAGGGCUCCAUCCUGAAGAAAGUGCUGGAGGCGCUGAAGGAUCUCAUCAAUGAGGCCUGCUGGGACAUAAGCUCGAGCGGCGUCAACCUGCAGAGCAUGGAUUCCUCCCACGUCUCCCUGGUGCAGCUCACCCUGCGCUCCGAGGGCUUCGACACGUACCGCUGCGACCGCAACUUGGCCAUGGGUGUGAACCUCACCAGCAUGUCCAAAAUACUGAAAUGCGCUGGCAAUGAGGACAUCAUUACACUAAGGGCUGAAGAUAAUGCGGACACCCUGGCCCUAGUAUUUGAAGCUCCAAAUCAAGAAAAGGUUUCAGACUAUGAAAUGAAAUUAAUGGAUUUAGAUGUUGAACAACUUGGAAUUCCAGAACAAGAGUAUAGCUGUGUAGUAAAGAUGCCUUCUGGUGAAUUUGCACGUAUAUGCCGAGAUCUCAGUCAUAUUGGAGAUGCUGUUGUAAUUUCCUGUGCAAAAGAUGGAGUAAAAUUUUCUGCAAGUGGAGAACUAGGAAAUGGAAAUAUUAAGUUGUCACAAACAAGUAAUGUCGAUAAGGAGGAGGAAGCUGUUACUAUAGAGAUGAAUGAGCCAGUUCAGCUAACUUUUGCACUGAGAUACCUGAACUUCUUUACAAAAGCCACUCCGCUCUCUCCUACAGUAACACUCAGUAUGUCUGCAGAUGUACCCCUUGUUGUAGAGUAUAAAAUUGCCGACAUGGGACAUUUAAAGUACUAUUUGGCUCCCAAGAUCGAGGAUGAAGAAGGAUCUUAGGUGUUCUUAAAAUCCAAGAAAAUAAAGUUAAGCUUUUUAAGAACUGCUUCUGAGAUGCCAGCAUGUACUAAGUUCGUCACCAAAUUUGUACCUCUUGAGUACAUAUGUAGAUAUUUUCUGUAAAUAACCUAUUUUUUCCUUCACUCUUUACAAUUUGUUUAAAGAAUAAAAUCCAAAGUCAAAUUUGGUCUUGUUAACCUAGAAAUAUUUCUGCCUUACCUAAAAAUACUUGUGUAUUCAUAACAAAAGGGUUUUGAUUCUAAAUGCAGUUUUGAGAAUUUUUUUCAAUUUAAAUAAAAGUUUUUUGAAUUUCAAACAUAACAAGACAGUGCCUUCAUUUGGACCAUGACUGUUGCAAGUAUCCUGGGGAAUUCAGUUCAAGCUACCAUUUCAUGUAAAUGUGCUUAUUUUUCCAGUCUAGAGCAGCCUGAUAAAAAUACAUUUGAUAGAGCAAUAAAAAGUAUUCCAACUACAGUAGGUGACAAGGUAUUUUUGGGGAUUCACUUGUCAAACUUAUUUUGGUAUUCUUCUAACUUGAGUUCAAGAAAUAAACAGGAGAGUAGACCUAUAUAUUUUGUUAUUUUGUCAAUUUUGUUAGCAAAAACACUUUUUUUUCCAGCUUUAUGUACCCAAAGCUGUGUGGGCUUUAAAAGACUAGCACUGUUACAGGGCAGUGUCUUAGCCUAGGGAGCCUUUUAAAAGAAUCUUGAAAGAUUUAGUAGAUCUGUGAUAGGGGCCAAGCAAUAUGUUUGUGCAAAAAUAAUUUUUCUAGUAUAAGUAGCCUUUUUUGGGACUUAAUCCUAGCAGUUGUGAAACAGACUGUUUAAAUGUUCCUACUAAUUGUGUCAAACUGGCAUAGCACAUACUGAGAAUCGCUUUAUUAAAGUCCUUUAUUCCUGGUGUAUUCUGUGCUUGGUGGUUUAAACGACUGGUUCCUUUGUUGUAGUACCUGAACUGAGUUCUGGUUACUAGAGGUAUAACCCACUAUACCCAGUAGGUAACUAGUAAUUACCUUCUGUGUGCUUGGGGGCAGGGAAGGAUAUUGGCUGCAAAGGGGCCUGAUGGAAGUUUUGGGAAUGAUGUAACUUUAAUAUAGACGGGUGAUGGUUCCAAGACUGUAUACACUUGUCAAAUUCAUCCAAUUGUACUUUAUUGUAUGUAAAUUAUACUUUAAUAAAUCUGACAUUUACAAAGCUU